GACAUUUUUUUAUCGACGUAAUUUUAAGUUGAGCAAAGUAUUGGAGUCAUACAUUAUCUCUGGUCAAACACAACACUCACAAGCCCCGAUUAAAUUUUAUUUAUUAAAAGAUUUUAUAUUUGGUCAAACAAAAUAUUCACAAACUCCAAUUAAAAACUUUGUCCGUUAUAGUUUACACAUGCAUUGGUUAAUUAGUUGUGUAUGACUAGACAAAACCAUGCACUGGUCAUAGAUGUGUGUAGACAAACAUUAAGUAAUUUCGUACCAUUGCAUCUAUAAAUAUGACCAUAGUUAAACUCUUUGCAUUCACAACUCUAUAGUUGAACUCUUUGCAUCACAACUCUAAAAUAUUUCGAUAAUAUCUAUAUUUAUUAAUAAAAUGUCUCGUUCUUCUGGAUACUCUGAUGAAGAAGAUAGAUUGUUAUGUGAAGUUUAUAUGCAAAUUUCUCAAGAUCCAAUUCUAGGAGUUUAUCAAUCAUCCGAUCAGUUUUGGGAUCGUGUGAUCGAAGCUUUCGAGAAAGAAAAAAAUACAACUUGGAAUCAACGUUCCAAACAAUCAAUUCAAUCUCGGCUUCAAACAAUUCAGAAGGCAACCAAAAAAUUACAUGCAUACAUAAGACAAUGUGAAAACAGGCGUCAAAGUGGUGUUUCAAAUGAUGAUAUUUUGAAUCAAGCCAAAAUAAUGUUUAAAGAUGAUCCAAGUAUUAUAGGAGGUUGGAAAUAUGAGCAUGUUUGGGAUAUUGUUAAGAACUUUGAAAAGUUUAAAGAUGGUGUUCCCCGUCCUAAACGUUUAUCUAUCCCAAUUCGUUUGGAGCAUACAUCUUUGGAAUCAGAAAAUCCUACCAUUGAUUCUCCUACACAAGCAUCUCCACAUUUAUCUGCUUCUUCACUAAAUUUAAUGAUGAUGGGAUUAUUAGUGGAUCUCCCUCUCCACGACCACUUGGGGUAAAAAAAUCAAAAAUGAAAAGAAAAAUUGGUGAGCAAACAACAUCAAUCAUCAACACCCUAGAAGUAGGAAACAAGUAAUUUUUGGAGCAAUUGAAGAUGGCAAGUGAACAAAGACAACAACAAUUGGAGAUUCAAAGUAAAAACUAUGCUUUGAAAGAGCUCAAGGAAGAAAACAAAAUUUUACUUUGUGACUUAAAUACUAUGGAUCCAAAUGUUCGUGGAUAUUUUCAAGCUGAACAAGCACGGAUUUUACAAAAACGGAGUGAUCAACAAAAAAACCAACUAGCUCAGCCUCCAUCUACUUCGUUUGGUUCGUUUGGACAAUAUUUCAACGAUAUUGGUGGACCCGAAAGCAAUUUACCAGAGUAUUAAUUAAUUAAUCUUUGUUGUAUUAAAAAUAAUUAUUAUGAAAUGAUUUU
Molecule: messenger RNA, 1367 nt
Organism: Arabidopsis lyrata subsp. lyrata
Lineage: Eukaryota; Viridiplantae; Streptophyta; Magnoliopsida; Brassicales; Brassicaceae
Exons: 2
Coding region: 380-949 (189 amino acids)
Source: RefSeq, a predicted model, not a curated record